UCAAUCACUUGUUUAUCAUCCUCACAAACAAAUUCACCCAUAAUAACAAUAUGGCUCCCACAAAGGUCGGAAUCAACGGCUUCGGUCGCAUUGGACGCAUUGUCUUCCGCAAUGCCGUCGAGCUUGACAACAUCGAUGUCGUCGCUGUCAACGACCCCUUCAUUGAGCCCACCUACGCCGCAUACAUGCUCAAGUAUGAUACCACCCACGGCCAGUUCAAGGGUGACAUCAAGGUCGAUGGUAAGGACCUGAUCGUCAACGGCAAGACCGUCCGUUUCUACACCGAGAGGGACCCAGCCGCCAUCCCAUGGUCCGAGACUGGUGCCUACUACGUCGUCGAGUCCACCGGUGUUUUCACCACCACCGAGAAGGCCUCCGCUCACUUGAAGGGUGGCGCCAAGAAGGUUGUCAUCUCUGCCCCAUCCGCAGAUGCCCCCAUGUUCGUCAUGGGUGUCAACGAGGAGACCUACAAGUCCGACCUCAACGUCAUCUCCAACGCCUCGUGCACCACCAACUGCCUGGCACCUCUCGCCAAGGUCAUCAACGACAACUUCACCAUCAUUGAGGGCCUCAUGACCACCAUCCACUCCUACACCGCCACCCAGAAGACCGUUGACGGCCCAUCCGCCAAGGACUGGCGUGGAGGCCGCACUGCGGCCCAGAACAUCAUCCCAUCCUCCACCGGUGCCGCUAAGGCCGUCGGAAAGGUUAUCCCCGUCCUGAACGGCAAGCUUACCGGCAUGUCCAUGCGUGUCCCAACCGCCAACGUCUCCGUUGUCGAUCUUACCGUCCGCAUCGAGAAGAGCGCCAACUACGAGGAGAUCAAGGCCGUCAUCAAGAAGGCCUCCGAGACCACCAUGAAGGGCAUACUCGCCUACACCGAGGACGAGGUUGUCUCCUCCGACAUGAACGGCCACAACGCCUCUUCCAUCUUCGAUGCCAAGGCUGGUAUCUCCCUCAACGACAACUUCGUCAAGCUCGUCUCGUGGUACGACAACGAGUGGGGCUACUCCCGCCGUGUGCUCGACCUGCUCGCAUACAUUGCCAAGGUCGACGGCGCUGCCCAGUAGGACCUUCUUCUCACUUCCACCCCGCGUCGCUGACGUCGCGCCUCCUCCUCCCUGCUGUUUCUCCAGAGUCUGAUAUUUGUGUGUUUUCUUCGCAGGGGGGACCUGGUCAAGGGACGGCUAUGAGCGCUUCGUCGAGAUGAAAAUAUAAAACGAAUGAAACUUGUCGGACAAAAAAGCGAUGCGAGGGAAUGAUGAUUGCUGAGAUUUAGAGAAUAUUUUUUUGGGCUCGAGCAAUGAGGAUGCGUAGAUCGAUGUGCUUUGUGCCUUAUCGUGAGCUUGUUCGUUGUCUUUGAGAGGCUAGAUAAAUUAUACAUGUUCUCGCCUGAUUUGUCUUUGCUAUUUACGUGUGAAUUUAUGUCCAUAUUUUGUUGUGAAGGGGACAUAUUCCAUGUCCUUCUAUUACUCUCAAAUACAUUAUCAGCCUUCUUACAUCUCUCCCUCUUAACACCAUCUCAACACCGCCGAAGAAACCCCAAGACCCCACCAACGCAGCCUCUCCAAAUCCAGUAUAAAAGGCUCGCUUGAUACUCGAUUCAUGUUCAAUACUUCAAAAACGCAGGCCAUAUCUUUCCGUUAUCUGCGCGUGGGUUUGUUGAAUACAGCUCAUACUGACAUUUUCCCGUCACGCCUUUCUGCUGCAGCUGGGCUGGUAUGCGGUUUCUUGUUGGUGCGGAAGCUGUUGUCGGUGGGGGUUUCUUGCUGUCGUGGUUGUUGCCACCGUUGGUGCUGUCACCGGUGGAUGGCCUGGUGUCACCUUCUCUCUUGCUAGCAUCCUGAACGGCCUCUUUGCGGGCUGCAGCCAUCGAGAUACCCAUUCGUCAUCUUGUAACUGCCAUUCUAUGCGGAUUCCUAUCUUAUUCAUGUCUUGCCAGCUAAGCAAUAAAAAAAGUAAUGGGAAGUCGAGCUUAAUAAUAGGGGUGCUGGACGAGGUUGGUGGCCUUGAGUGUGUAGUUUUACGAUAGGGAAGACCUUCGCCCCAGACUUGAGCCCCGGUCUUCUGACAGGUAGGAAUGAUGAGGAAACAAAUUGUGAUAUAUACAGCUUAUAUAUUGUCGAGCAUUCCUUGCUCGACAUUCUCCACCUUCGAUUUUCUCACAGGGAUCGGACUAUGUAUGAUAGCUAGAAGGCAAGAAGAGUCUCACAGUCUUAGAUAUCAACCCCAAGACUACGAAGUUACGAAGAGAACAAGCGUUUCAUUGUUAAAUCAAGUGGCCUGGAUACAAUGAGUGGUAACGGACGCCCAUUCCUGGUCCGCUGUAUGGCCACGACGACUCUCGCGAUUUCUUCUCACCGAUGCGGUCUUCUUGUCAAUGCGGUCUUCUCACCGACCAAGUGUUCUUGCCAACAAAAUAUAAUCACGAACAUGGAAUGGAGUGUAGUAUCAAGAGUUGGAAGCUCUACCCAGUGGUGGGACUGGGCCGUUCAUCAAACAAUGUCGUGUAAGGCCCUUCAUUAAAUGUUUCAAACCAAGCCUUGUUUGUUUAUACCAUUGGGCGGGUGCAGUGGUAGAUAUACACUCGUCUUGCUACAAAAUGUUG
Pseudogymnoascus verrucosus is the source of this 2608-nucleotide messenger RNA. RefSeq names its product glycerol-3-phosphate dehydrogenase. The transcript has 4 exons. The record is from RefSeq and is a predicted model, not a curated record. Lineage: Eukaryota; Fungi; Ascomycota; Leotiomycetes; Thelebolales; Thelebolaceae. Gene Ontology annotation, biological process: glucose metabolic process. Gene Ontology annotation, molecular function: NAD binding; oxidoreductase activity, acting on the aldehyde or oxo group of donors, NAD or NADP as acceptor; NADP binding. The coding region runs from base 51 to 1070 and encodes 339 amino acids.